GAACUGUGCCUUUAUUUUUGAAAUCCAAACCCUCAAAUUUCCGGUUGCGGCUCGUGCACAGUAUGUGAUUUGGCGCAGCUGGGAUCCCAACUCCACGAGGACUCCCCCCCUCCCCCCUCCCUCUGUGUCUGAGCGGCUCCUCUCAGGCAGGUGAGACAUUUUUAGAGACAACAUGACCGAACCGCCGCCGAACCGAACCGCCGCCGCCGUGGAGCCCGCGCUGGUGAACGGCCAGAGCGAGCCGACGCAGCCCCAAGAGGAGCAGCGGAAAGCCGAAGCGGAGGGUCCCGGAGAGGGCUUCAAGAUGGACCAGGAGAUGAAGAUCACGGACAGCAUAGAGGACCGAGGUCUUCUGGAGAGCAGCAUGCGCCUAAAGCCUCACGAAGCCCAGAGCUUCCGCAAGAAAGCCCUGUGGGUGUCGUGGGCGUCCAUAGUGGCCACCAUCAUCCUGGCCGUGGCUGCUUUCACCGUCUCCAUCAUGCGCCACAGCGCCUCCGCCUUUGGAUUUGCUUUUGAUGCUGUGCUGGACGUGCUCUCCUCCGUCAUCGUGUUGUGGCGCUACAGCAACGCGGCCGCCGUCCACUCGGCCCACCGCGAGUACAUAGCUUGCGUCAUCCUGGGAGUGGUUUUCAUCCUGUCUUCCCUGUGCAUCCUGGGAAAAGCCAUCCAUGACCUGGCCACCAAACUACUGCCGGAAGUGGAUGACUUCCUGUUCAGCGUGUCCAUCGUGAGCGGCCUGGUGUGCGUCAUCCUGGCGGUGAUCAAGUUCAUGCUGGGCAAAGUCCUCACCAGCCGAGUCCUGGUCACAGACGGAUUUAACUCUCUGGUGGGCGGGGUCAUGGGCUUCUCCAUCCUCAUCAGCGCCGAGGUGUUCAAGCAUGAGCCCAAGGUGUGGUACCUGGAUGGAACAAUAGGAGUCCUCAUGGGCCUCAUUAUCCUCGCCUACGGAGUCAAGCUGCUGCUGGACAUGAUCCCCAGAGUCCGGCAGACCAGGAACUACGAGCGCUUUGAGUGACGGGAUCGGACAAAGAGGAGGAGGAAGGGGUUUGGGAGGAGGGCUGACGGGACUCACGAGGCUCCGCCCCUCCCAGCGUCCGUGUUUCCAGUUGUGUACGUUUACCCGCAUCAGCCUCCACGUUUGGAGGAACCUCAGCGGCGCUGCCGUGGAGACGCAGUGGAGGCUGAUUUACGCCGCCUGUCACAGCACAGCAGGUCAUCUUCCCACGACUCCUGAGGCUCAGCUGGGGCCGUGCGGCGCGGGCGGACGCAUCCGUGAAUUAUUGAUGGCUUUUAUCUUUUUAUGACUUCAGGGAGGAUUUAUCAAUAGAAGACCGUUUAGCAGAAAGGAGGAGCUGCUAAAAAUGAUUGUCCCAAACUCCCGUGUGACAGCAAAAAUGAGCCCAGACCUCCAUCUAGUGGCUGGAGGGGUCACUGCACCUUCUGAGUUCUCCUUCAGACCCAAAGGAUGACGUUUUUGUGCGUUUGGUGUAUGUUUGUCUGAUGCUGAAGAACUGCUUCCUUCUGAGUCAAUAUUUACCCUCUGACUCAGUAUUUGGGUGUUCUGGCUCCUCCCACCAGCUGCUGUUUGUUUUGGGACGACUAAAAUCAACUUCACCUCCAGCUGUUGACUUUAAUCGGCGUGUUUUUAAUUGAACUUCCUCCUUACCAAAAAAAUUUGAUAAAAAGUAGGAAAGUGCGACCUUUGGUUAAAGUCGAAAAGAUCUCAUACUGUCAAGCACGGGGGUGGAGGUGUCAUGGUAUGUGCUUUUCUUUGUGGCAUUAAAGUGUCAUUGUUAACUGAAAAAGACUGUAAAUACUUGUAUGAAGCUUUUUAAUGUAAAUGUAAGCUUAAAAACGGCCUAAAGUUGGUAGUUUUGAUUGGUUUGGGCUACACGCAGAGUCUAGAAUUUGGUUGGGUGACCAAUGAGCCAAUCAGGAGAGGAACAUUUUAAGCUACGUUCACAUCGCCCUCGGCACGCACGUUUCAAGCGGCCACUUCCAUUGAAAUGUGUAAGUCAGUGUUAGCGUACAGUGGGCCACAAAAAGUAUUCAGCCACCAAUUGUGCAAGUUCUCCCACUCCCAAAAAGAUAAGAGGACUGAACUUGUCUUCAUAGGUAGACCUCAAAUAUGA
Oryzias latipes (Japanese medaka) is the source of this 2132-nucleotide messenger RNA. RefSeq names its product transmembrane protein 163a. The record is from RefSeq and is a predicted model, not a curated record. Gene Ontology annotation, molecular function: zinc ion binding. Lineage: Eukaryota; Metazoa; Chordata; Actinopteri; Beloniformes; Adrianichthyidae. Gene Ontology annotation, cellular component: synaptic vesicle membrane.